Messenger RNA from Stylonychia lemnae, 738 nucleotides. Lineage: Eukaryota; Ciliophora; Spirotrichea; Sporadotrichida; Oxytrichidae. The record is from the annotation of a GenBank genome assembly.
AUGCUUUUGGCGACUCGAGAAGACCUUGAGAAAUGCAAAACAAAAGAUCAUGAUUUGAGUGAUUUUACAAUCAACUCAACCUAUGCAGAAGCAGCCUUAGAAAGAGGCAUAAGACCUGUAUUAGCCUAUAAUUUGCUGAAAAUUGAGAAUAAUAAUUGCGCACAUUUCUCAACUGGAAAUGAAGAGUAAGAAGAGAUUCAAUUUAAAGUUAAAUUUUAAAGAUUAGAUUUAAGACUUGGAGAUAAGCAAAUAUCAAGUAAUGAGCUAGUUGAGAUUUGUGGCACUUCUGGAAGUGGAAAGACUUAUUUAUGCUUAAAAAUGGCUAGCUUAGCUUUGAAUAACUAAAAUGUUCCUGUAAUUUACAUAGAUACAACAAACUACCUUAAUAAUGAGAAUGUUUCUAUUGUUUUAAAGCUCAAGAAUAAUCAGCAGAGUUUUGGAAUUAAAAUGAUCAUAAUUGAUAGUCUCUCAAGUCUAUUCUGGGAAUAAGGGUCUAAGUCUAUGAAGUAACAUGAAAGAUAUCAAUAGCAAAUUAAAGAAGUGCUGUAUUACAUGAAAGUUCUGACAAAGAAGUACUAUAUUUGUGUGAUCUAUACUAAUAAUACUAAAGAAGCAGGGGCAACGAAGGUUACUGAGAUUCAAAAUUUGGUAGGUGAGCCCCUAUAAUGGGCUGUUGACAAAUAAAUAUAUGCUUGUUAAGAUGAUCAUUCAAACAGCUAUAUUCUGGUUAAACAUUGA